Fragaria vesca subsp. vesca is the source of this 2808-nucleotide messenger RNA. RefSeq lists its product as uncharacterized. NCBI's taxonomy places the organism in Eukaryota, Viridiplantae, Streptophyta, Magnoliopsida, Rosales, Rosaceae. The transcript is spliced from 9 exons. Bases 1 to 2808 code for a protein of 935 amino acids. The record is from RefSeq and is a predicted model, not a curated record.
AUGGAUAAAACAUGGAUGAAGGCUGAUAGGAGAUCACUACAAUUCAACUUAGGAUUUAACCAGUUUCUUAAGGUUGCAUUGGAUAAUGCUAGGAACCCCAAUAAUAUACCUUGCCCUUGCUUAAAGUGCCAUAACAACCGAUUUGGUAAUAUACAGUUCAUUAAGGAUCAUGUCUAUUUCAACGGUAUAAUGCAAAACUAUACUCGUUGGAAAUGGCACGAAGAAUGUUCUUAUGCUGCUAGACAUUAUUUGAGUGAGGGUUCUGAAACAGUAGAGCAGAUUCCUGAUUUAGGAGGAAAUGAAGAUAUAGGUGUGCUCAAUGGUGAAGAUCACGAGAUUUCGCCAGACUCGAAUGAGUUUAUGCAGUUCGUAGAGGAUGGAGAUAAGCCUCUAUAUCCUGGUUGUACCAAGUCAACCAAGAUGAAUGGGUCCGUCAAUUUGGCUAAGAAAACUCUUUCCGCAUUAGGGAUGAAGUACGAGAAGAUUGAUGUUUGUCCAAAUGACUGCAUCUUGUAUAGAGACCUAAAUGUUGAUGCUAAAAAAUGUCCAUCUUGUAAUGCAUCAAGGUGGAAACUAGCGAAGGAUGGAUCUGAGAAAGUAGGGGUGCCGACGAAGACAUUGUGGGGUAGAAAGAAAGAUGGAAUGAUGAGACAUCCAGCGAAUUCCCCAACUUGGAAAAUGGUAAACACAAAUUGGCCAGAUUUUGGUAUAGAACCUAGGAACCUUAGACUAGCAUUGUCCUCAGAUGGGUUUAACCCAUAUGGUGCAAUAAGCAGCAAAUACUCUUGUUGGCCAGUGAUACUGAUCACCUAUAACCUUCCUCCAUGGUUAUGCAUGAAGAGGAAGUACAUGAUGCUAACUUUGUUAAUUUCGGGACCUAAGCAGCCCAGAAAUGACAUUGAUGUCUAUUUGCAGCCUUUAGUGGAUGAUUUGAAAGUCUUGUGGGAUGGGAUUGAGCAAGUGUACGAUUCUGUAAGAGGAGAGUACUUUAAGCUGAAAGCGGUAUUGUUGUGGACUAUAAACGAUUUUCCCGCCUAUGGGAACUUAUCAGGGUGCGUUGUGAAAGGAUACAAUGCGUGUCCAAUCUGUGUUGAUCAGACCAAACCUUAUCGGUUGAAACACUCGAAGAAAUUGGUAUUUUGGAGGAAUCGAAGACAACUGCCACGACAUCAUCCUUACCUAAAGCAAGCUUCUGCUUUCGAUAACACUAUAGAAAAAGAAGAUGCUCCUACACCAUUAACAGGAGAGGAGACAUUUGCAAGAGUUCAAGGUCUGCCUAAAGCAAGUGGUAAGGGAAACGCUCCUGCCCCUUAUAAGGGUCCUCCAAAAAAUAGACCAUGCUGGAAGAAAAAAUCUGUUUUCUAUGAACUUGAUUGCUUGAAGUUUCUUCCAGUAAGACAUAAUCUUGAUGUCAUGCACAUUGAGAAGAACUGUUGUGAUGCUAUUCUUGGCACGUUGUUGAACAUUCCGGGGAAGACUAAGGAUGGGGUUGCUGCUAGAUUGGGUAUGGUUGAUAUGGGGAUAUGCACUGAUUUGAAGCCUACAGCUGGUGGUCCUUCCCGGUUUUCAUCUAAUAUACGGAACCUGGUGUCUGUAAAUGAUUUAAAACUUGGCAAUCUUAAGUCACAUGAUUGCCAUGUUAUAAUGCAACUGCUUCUCCCUGUUGCAAUACGUUCAGUUUUGGAAAAACCUGUUAGAUGGAUGUACCCCUUUGAGAGGUACAUGAACGUGUUCAAAGGAAUGGUGCACAAUCGAACAUUUCCUGAGGGUUGCAUCGCAGAGUGUUACAUUGUUGAAGAAACAGUUGAAUUUUUGGAGGAACGUAUGCUUCCUGAAGAUGCUACCACUAUUGGAUCCCUAAAAAACUGUGAAGAUGCGCAACCAUAUUUCAAGGAGCAUAUGGAGUUUUUAGAGUUAAGUUUCCCAUACAACAUAAAUAAUCCUAAGUGGAUGAAGGAUAAACAGAACCAGACAUUUCCUGAUUGGUUCAAGAAGAGUGUUGCAAAUGAAAUUAGAAUUGCCGAUAAUGAAGUUCCUGAAACCAUUAGGUGGUUGGCUGGUGGACCAAAUAAAGAGGUUCCUACUUUCCGCGGUUACCACGUGAAUGGGGUUGAUUUUAACACUAUGGAGCGGGACAGUAAGAGAUCAGUUCAAAACAGUGGCGUCUUUUUGGUUGCCGAUGCAAUGCAAGUUGCCAGUGCAAAGGAUAAAAGGCCUACAACUGUGGACAUGGACUUUUACGGCCGGAUCCAACAGAUUUGGGAGGUGGACUACUACAAGUUUAGGGUACCAAUAUUAUUAUGUGAUUGGGUGGAGUCAUCUAGGGGUGUCAAAGUGGACGAACUUGGGUUUACUUUGGUUAAACUGGACAGGAUAGGGCAUUUAAAUGAUCCAUUUGUCUUGGCUACCCAUGUGAAACAAAUUUUUUACAUAGAAGACCCCCUUGAUGCUGAAUGGUCAAUGAUAAAAGAUGAGACUGUCUACUCAGCAACUGAACGUGCAAGAGCCGUAGCAUUACGAAUGAAGGCUAUGGCCAUGAAAAGAUCAAGAUCUAAGUAUGCAUCCCCCGUUAAGUCCUCAUCCCAACAUCCUUCCCCCGUUAAGACUGCAUCAAAGGCUGUCUCCCCAAAGAAGCGUACGAGUCCCUCCCCAAAGAAGCGUAAAGCUGGAUCAAAUGUUGCCUCCCCGAAGAAGCGUAAGGGUGGAUCAAGAGCAAGAAAAACUGCCUCCCCAAAAAAGCGUACAUCAAGGAGGCUGAAUGUGAUCAAGUCUAUGAGCAAGUCAUCAAACAACUCUCAACAAGCUUAA